Messenger RNA from Nematolebias whitei (Rio pearlfish), 1968 nucleotides. It is a transcript of the gene cldni, whose product is annotated as claudin i. The record is from RefSeq and is a predicted model, not a curated record. Gene Ontology annotation, biological process: cell adhesion; bicellular tight junction assembly. Gene Ontology annotation, cellular component: bicellular tight junction; plasma membrane. Lineage: Eukaryota; Metazoa; Chordata; Actinopteri; Cyprinodontiformes; Rivulidae. Gene Ontology annotation, molecular function: structural molecule activity. Bases 75 to 710 code for a protein of 211 amino acids. The transcript has 3 exons.
UCAAACCUUCAGGAACCAUCUCCUUCAACAAGAAGAAGCAAAAACACCAGAGACGUCCAUCUUUAAGCAGAAGAAUGGGGUCCUCGGCGAUUCAUGUGGUGUGCGUGGCGCUCGGGGUCGUCGGGCUCGUCGGGGUCAUCGUCUGCUGCACCGUCCCGCUCUGGAAGGUGUCGUCCUACGUUGGAAGCAACAUUCUCACCGCUCAGAACCAGCAGGAGGGCCUCUGGACUGAGUGCGUGGUGCAGAGCACCGGGCAGCAGCAGUGCAAGAACUACGACUCCCUGCUGGUUCUGGCCAACGAAAUCCAGGCCUCGCGGGCCAUGACCAUCAUCAGCUGCAUGCUGUGCAGCCUCAGCCUCCUCGUCCUGUUCUGCGGGGCCGACUUCACCACCUGCGUGCAGAACGAAGACAUCAAGCCCAAGAUCAGCCUGGUGGCCGGAGUGGGCCUGCUGCUGGCCGGGCUCCUGGUCAUCAUCCCCGUCAGCUGGUCGGCCCACAUCACGGUGAGGAACUUCAACGACCCCCUGGUACCGGCUUCGCAGAAGAGAGAGAUGGGAGCGUGCAUCUACAUCGGCUGGGCCUCCGGCGUGCUGCUGCUUCUGUCAGGAGGUCUGAUCUGCUGCUUCAGCAGACCCAAAUCGGGAAGCUCAGGAGGAACCGCCAAGUACUACAGCAACAGCGCCUCGGCGCCAAACACCAACUACGUGUAGAAGCUCUCAGAACCGGACUGGUGUUUGACGGAAAGGAGGGGGGCCGAGAUACGUGACGACUCGCACCAGUUGUUGAUUAAACCAAAAAUACCUGUAAAUAUUUAAUACAGAUUAUAACUGGUUAUUUUCCUGCUUUCAUUUUGGGUGUUGGGGCUUAAGCUAGCUGUUUGUCGUGCGCACCAGAAGUGUCUGAGGCACAUUAAAUCAUCAAGCUCAACAGAAUACGAAUUCUUGGUUUACAAACUGAAAUGAGUUGUAAUUUAGCUAUUUUUUGAUUUGACAAUAAAGAUAUUGUAGCUGUGCUUGCCUGACGUUAUCGUUACUCAUUUAGCAGGUUUUUAAGAAGUUAGGUGUACAGAAUAUUCUUCUCGUGUCGCUCUCUACUGCAGAGGGCUUCAAUCAGUCCACAAUAUAUAUCUUUAAAUUACAUUUUUUUAGGUUUCCACCUCUCCGUCAGUUUCUCUCUACAGAGAAAAGAGGAGAGAAACUGUGGGCCAGAUGUGGAAAUUACCGUAAAUGCUAGAAAAGCUGUGUUGCGAAAAACGAGUUAUUAUAAUGCCAAAUAAGUCGUGUUGCCAAUUACGAAUUAAGAAAAUGGCAGAAAAGUUGCGGAAGAUGAUUUACGGUAAACACGAGAAAGCCGCACCGCCUUCUAGAACGAGUUAACGUAAAAGAGCGGAAAGCUGCAACGUCACAAACUAAAUACGUUAAAUGUGGGAGCAGCUACGGUGCCUAUAGAACGAACCGUCGUAAAGUUGCGCAAAAUCAGUUGUAAAAGCUCGAAAAGUUGCGCCACUAAAAAUGGAUUACUGUAAAACAUGGAAGAGAUGUGCAGCUUUAAUGAACACAGUAACAAGAAAAGAAGAGAGUAUUUACCGUGCUCAUUAGAAACAUGCCAAAAUACUUUACUUUUUAAUUACUAAAGUCCCUUCAGGAGCUCCGUAGCCGUUUGGUUUACUGCAUUUACAACAUGAAACUUCAGCUAUAAAAUUAACUUUUUAUUAUUUUUGACCUCAUAGUGGACUUUAAAAGGACAUCAUCAUUCAGAAACAUGAAAAAUGUGUUUAUAGACAGAAAAAUGACACGACGGUGAGCUUUAAAUACAAUAAUUAAAGAAAAAAGAACCAUAAUGUUUUGUUUUGCAGUUAGUUAAUAUUUUGAAUCAUUUCUCUGAUCUUGAUUUGUCUUUAUUAAACUUGUUAUUGUGUUUAAAUAAUCUUAAACCAAAUGUAUUUCAGCGAAUCCCUCUCUCAGAAUA